Mycena citricolor is the source of this 302-nucleotide messenger RNA. The record is from the annotation of a GenBank genome assembly. NCBI's taxonomy places the organism in Eukaryota, Fungi, Basidiomycota, Agaricomycetes, Agaricales, Mycenaceae.
UUCUCCUGUAUGAGGAGAUUACUCACGCAAUGAAUCAUGGCGAUAUCGGGCGUGUGGAAACAUGCUUUCCGGCCUGGAUAUACAUUUUCAAGGGCACAGGAAAACACAAGUACGCUGCACACAUGAUUAAAUUCCUCCGAGACGUUCACUUCAUUUAUCCUCCUCAACUGCGAAAAAUUGUUCGCUAUAGCAUGCUGACUCCCCCGGACGGAAAGCCUGACAAAUUUCGGGCGAUUGAUUGGAUUGUUGAACAAUUGAUCAAUCUGCCGACCAAGGAAACGUACGGCGGUCGUGGAUUCAAC